This is a messenger RNA of Calliphora vicina (urban bluebottle blowfly), 2663 nucleotides long. RefSeq names its product mediator of RNA polymerase II transcription subunit 12-like. Lineage: Eukaryota; Metazoa; Arthropoda; Insecta; Diptera; Calliphoridae. The record is from RefSeq and is a predicted model, not a curated record. The coding region runs from base 350 to 2428 and encodes 692 amino acids. The transcript has 5 exons.
GCAGCGAAAAAAAGUAAGAAGACGAAGAAAAAAAUCCUGUAUUUUAAGGAAUCUACAAGAAAUUUUUCAAGUCACGACAUCAGAAAAAAAGUGAAAAUUUUCUUAUAAGAAAAGCAGCAAGAAAACUGCAUUUAAAAGUGUGAAAAAUUGUGAAAAGUUGACAUUUAAGUGCAAAGAAAACCGUUAAAAACACACAAUUUAUGAAAAUUACAGAGAAUUAAGAAAAAAAGUAACAAUUGCUAGAUCUAAUAGUCCUUGGUUAGCAAAAGGUAGGGGUGAGACACCAAUACCGGGCGCUAACGUCGCCGCCGCCGCCAGCCACAGCCCAGUCGUCCCAAGGCAGUUUUUAAUGAAAAUGAAUAAUUUGGAUCACGUUAAGAAUUUCUAUCCGGACAAUUAUAAAUUGGAUUUAUCGGAAACCAUGAAGGCGGCUUUAUCCAAAGGUGGACCUGGUUCCAGUGGCUCGGGGGCUGGACCUUCUGGUGUGGGCAUGUCUGCACCCGCUGGUGCCGGUCCACAUGGUUCCGGCGAUAUGGCUGGUACAAGUGCUGGCAUUUCAGGGGCUGGUUAUGUGACGGAAAAACUGUAUAUGCUUUUACAGUUGUAUUUACAAAAUAAGGGCUGGAAUCCCAGUGCUGAGUUGCUGCAGUGUUUCACCGAUCUGAAAGAUAAUGCCAUGCUGCCUAGUGCAGCAUAUUUGCAAGUUCUAGCUAAUCGUAUGACGUUGGACACUCAAGGUCGCUUGAUACUGCGUGAAAAUGGCAAGAUAGUGUUGCCCUUCGAACACUUUGCCAAUGCGGUAAUGCUGAAGCAUAUGUCGGGACCACAUGGUCUGCACUUAAGUGUUGAUGCCACUGUGAGAGCUGUCAUUGAAUCGUAUACCAUUGGCCGAGAAAACUUUGGCAUGGAAAAGGAAUUUAUCAUAGAAGUGGUGCAGUCAUGCCCAAGUCCUGCUUGUCGUUACUAUAAAAAUCAUAUUGGCAUCUCACCACUACCAUUUAUGGAUCAGCAAUAUCCCAGUGUCAAUCCUAGUGAUUUUCUACAACAUUUGCCACACUUACCACCACCUCCACCGCCACAUGUGGGUGGGGGACAUGUUGCGAGCGGCUCUGGCGGUGGUAGUACUGUUAGUGGUCCCAGUUCAGCGGGUAGUAGCAGUUCAGCUACUAGUAGUUCCACUGGCGGUGGCGUUGGUGGAGAAGUGGAUUUGUCUUCGAAAUCUUCACACUCUUCUCACUCAAAGGUACCACCACAAUUGCAGCAUUUGACUAAACAGCAGCAGAACAGCAUACAAUCGCAAUUAUCGCAAAUAAGUGCUGCUGCUGCCGCCGCCGCUGCUGCAGCUGCGGCUAAACAACAGCAACAGCAUCAGCAGCAACAACAACAGCAGCAACACCAUCAGCAGCAGCAACAACAAGCUGCCGUGGCAGCAGCUGCUGCAGCAGCGGCCGCUCAACAACAACAGCAACAACUGUCGGCCCUUAUUCAACAGCAACAGAAUCGUGCUUUAGCCCAGCAAAGUCUGGAGAAAUUCAGCACUCUCUCACCUUUGGAGAAACAGCGUGUACUCUCUCAACUGGAUCCCAAACAUUUUGAUCCCACCACCAUGGCUGUGGCAGCAGCCGCUGCAAAUUUGCAAAUGCAAGGUCUCAUGCAAUCACAAGCGGCUGCUGUAGCCGCCGCUGCUGCAGCGGCUGGACAAAAUUCAGCUGCCCAAUCGGCUGCUGCUGUUUCAGCUGCUGCUUUGGGCAUGCCAUCUCCUUCACCUAGCCAGGGCGUUCCUAUUGUACCGCCGCCACAUCAUACCAUGCAUCAUUCGUUGCCACCGCCACCACCACAAUCGCCAACAGCUCAUAGUGCUAGUGGCAGCAGUGGUAGUAGCAUUGGACGCCAUGAUAGUUCGCCCUCAACUUCUGCUCAUUCGGUGGAACUGAUGGUUCAGAAAAACGUGGAAAUUUUACGCUCCAACUUGGAAUCUUUGGAAUCGAAUAAAGAUCUGUUGGCUUUGCAUAAUGGUGCUUGGGCAUCAAAUCAAGAUCCGAAUGGCAAUUUCCCAUUAGGCCAAGAUAAAAUUAUACGUGUAUUUGCGGAACUAAUGCGCAAUAUGGCACGCAUGAAAACCUACAUAAGGCCUUCCAUGUGUAAACCUUAUGGCAAGCAAAGUGAAGCAUUGCAAAAAACUCUUUUGGACACCAUACAAAUAGUGCAAAAUUUGCGCAAUUCUCUACCGCCACCGCAUAUUCAAGUGACUUCUUGGAAAAGCGAAAGUGAGGGUACAUCUAAUCUACAAGGCGGCAAUGGCGGUGUAGGUGGUGUCGUCGGUCUUGGUAAUCCCAUAACACCCAAUGCCCCUAUGAUGGGUGUGGGUAAUGGUGCUACAUUGUUGGGCAGUAUGCCUACAAAUCGUAUUGAAAAUUUAAGCAAUUAAAUUUACAGUUAAAAGCUUACAGGUAAGUAAGUAUGUUUUGCACAAAUAUAUUUACAAAUGAUAAAUGGACAAAUUCUAUUGUUUAACCAUAAUAAGCCAUAAAUGUUUGAAUGAAUUAUUGAGCAUCACAUGCAUACAUAUUUUGAAACAUGGAAGUAACCACAUUCCAAUAAUUAUAAUAGCCGUAGUACAUUUUAUUUCUUCUUUUCUAGUAGUGGUAAGUUACUCUAAUAAA